AUGGAAACACGAGAAGCUGUCUCCAAUUCCUCCGCCACGCCCUCGACGCCGAAUGCGGCCAUGACAACUGUUUUGGGAACCAGUGUUUUCCUUUAUGAGGAUCUUGACUUCACCCUCCAAUAUGACAAAGAAGGUUCCUUGAGCCGUCUGGACCAUACGCUACUUCAAGAACUUGGAAAUGAGUGGGACGUUACAACAAUAAGUUAUGAAUAUAUUGAUGAUGAUGCAGAUGCUGUUAGCUCGUGGUCUUCAUGGUCUUGGUUUCCGAUUCGCUGGACAUUUGUCAGAUGUGGGGAACUAGUUGUUGGGGUUAUUGGCAUCAUCGGUAACCUUUUGGUAGUCAUCGUUCUCUUUCAACGACGAGCUGAGAGCCGAUCCACUGACACCCUGAUAGGCGCACUAGCAGUUGCCGAUCUUCUGACAUCGGUUGGGUUGCUUCCUACACCUUAUGCUAAAACUGUCCCGGUAUCCUGGUUUGGGCAGUUAUACUGCACGUUGGUCUGGUCUCCGCUCUACAUGUGGGUGUGGGCCUUCAUGUCGGGUUUCUUGCUGUCUGCAAUCUCGAUUGAGCGCUACAUCGCUGUCUCACACCCCAUCUAUUUCAGGAGGAUUUUGACCAGACGCCGAGUCUCUGAGGUGGUUGUAUUUUUGUGGAUUUGCGCAAUGAUGGUCUGCAUCCCUCAACCCUUCCUUAUCACUGUGGACAAGGUACAUCGUCGAUGCGCAGUCAGGAUAUUGUCUUACGAGCUUAGGGCGGCAUUUGCAUUCUACGUGACAACCAUCCAGUUGUUCAUUCCGGCAACCAUCAUGGCCGUCACUCAAACCUUAAUUGCUGUCAAGCUCAAAGCACAGUCUAAGCGUUUCGAAGGUUCUAAGACCUAUCAUGAAGCAGCUGGCAAGGCCGUCAUUAAAAUGAUGUUCAUGGUCAUCGUGGCGUACAUCAUCUGUUGGACACCUAACAGGUUUCUUUACUUGAUUACUAGAUUGUUCCGUCUCAAUUCCCCAAUGAAAAGCCAGAUUUCCGAGGGUUUAAUCGUCCUUGCUGCUGUCAACUCAAGCAUCAAUCCGAUCAUCUAUAGUGUCCGUUAUCGAAAGUUCCGCCAAGCGGUUAAGGAACUUUUCACGAGGAAAGAGGUUCGAAAUUCAGCUAUGUUUGACGAUCCUAUCAAUAUUAACACCAACCCUACGAACGAUGCCUCUGUUUAA
Lytechinus variegatus (green sea urchin) is the source of this 1206-nucleotide messenger RNA. RefSeq names its product somatostatin receptor type 5-like. The transcript has a single exon. The record is from RefSeq and is a predicted model, not a curated record. Gene Ontology annotation, biological process: G protein-coupled receptor signaling pathway. Gene Ontology annotation, molecular function: G protein-coupled receptor activity. The coding region runs from base 1 to 1206 and encodes 401 amino acids. NCBI's taxonomy places the organism in Eukaryota, Metazoa, Echinodermata, Echinoidea, Temnopleuroida, Toxopneustidae. Gene Ontology annotation, cellular component: membrane.